AUUUCAUUGGUAUAUUAUAUAUAAUGGGUGAGUAGUAUCAAUAUAUUGCGGUAUGUAAACAUCCAUAGGAUCCUUGGCUAUUAUAGGUCCUGUUCUUUAUAUGGAAAGAUGAAAUUACUAUUCAUUUUUUUAUUUUCGCAAAUUCCCCGUGCUUAUACUGAUAAUUCGUUUAAAAGAUAUCGCAACAACAAGGCAAUACAAAAUGGUCGAUUCACCCAGGCAACACUAAAGAGUGGAAACGACGACGAAAAGGGUGUAAUGUCCCUGCUUUUUCACGGACCAAUCGCGCCGCGACAUAUUAACCUGGGUCUGGAAGACUCAAAUAAGGGUGUCGCCGGCGAAAUUGAACUUGGAGAAGACGAAACACAUCUAGAGAAUACACUAAAUAGAAUAGAAGAAAAUGAGCAAAAUCAACUAGACGCUGUGCAAGAAUCCUUGUACCUUCAAAAUGAACAACUUGAACAAAUACACAACUUUCUAACCUCUUAAA
Molecule: messenger RNA, 490 nt
Organism: Babesia bovis T2Bo
Lineage: Eukaryota; Apicomplexa; Aconoidasida; Piroplasmida; Babesiidae
Exons: 4
Coding region: 109-489 (126 amino acids)
Source: RefSeq, a predicted model, not a curated record